CUAACCACAAAAUAAUGUCAAUGUCAAUUAGUGUUUUUGUGGAUUUUCUAAAUGUCAACGAAAACCUGACUAAAAAAACUGUUUUAAUUAAAAUGUAGGUGAUUCAGAAGUGUUCUGGAUUCGAAAAUGGUUCAAACUAGUUAUACGUGCGAGCGUCCAUGCCACUGUUCCGUUUAGCUGGUGCUGAUAGUGUUUUCCCAUCAUGUUCAGCAAGAAAAGUCUGGUCGACAUCAAGAAAUCCACUGCGAAGCUACAAGACCCCAAAAAGGACGUUCCUACUCGAAUAAAGCAUUUGAAAUUAAUAUUGGAUAAUGUGGAUACCGCAGAGGCCAAGGGGCUCUUCGAAGCCAAUUUCAGCCACAUCUAUAGCAUUCUCUAUGAUAGUUUCCUUCAAAUGGAAACGAAUCUCCGUCAGAGAGAACUGUCUUUUCAUUUGGUCCACAAGGCUCAUAAGGAAGAGCUCGAUUGCACUCUGUGGAUUUUAGAGCAAGUGAUCUGCCUGUUGCCGGAACUCAUCCAUAGAAGAUGGCAGUUGCAUUCGCUGGGCCGAAUGUUGGCCAAACUGCUGCAUACAGGCAACUCUAUGCGCCUAAGAAGACUUGGAAUUAAGUACUUUCUCAUGUGGUACCAAGCGCUGAACGAGAAUGCUCCUGAAUACGUGCAUAAAAUGUUUGCCUCUCUGGUUCCCGGCUUCCAUAAUCAACUGAUUGUGGCGUCUCAUACGACUGCAAGUGUGUUUCAUGAUAACCAACACCCGAUUAGUGCUCCGGAAAUGUUGCCUAUUCUACCACCUUCCAGCGGCGAAAAGGCGCCAGAUCACCCCGGCAGGUUUUAUUUGGAGUCGUUACUAGAUCAUAUGGUUCACACCGUGAUCAAGCUGGAAUGGCAGGACAAAUCCGCGUACCAUCAUCGAUGCUUCAGCUUUCUGCUCGAACAAUUCAAAGCGUAUUACCUGCCGAAGAUCUGCCCGGGGUUCAAUACCACUACCUCACUCUAUAGGCCUAUUCUGGAUUUGCCGGUGUUGCGCAAAAUGGAAAAUGAAACCGAGUUUAUGUUUUGUCGCGUGUCGCUGAUUUUAUGGGUCACAAACUACAUGCACCAGACGAAGCGAGAGCAUCAUGGUCCGAAUCAAGGACCUCAGAGCCACCAUAGUAUUCCUGGGAGCGCCGCUCAUGAGGAGGACACUGAUUCCGCUCAUCCCAGCUUGGAUUCAAAUAUCUCCAUCCAAACCAAUAAAACCGCAACAGAUGAAGAAUUGGCGAAUCAAAUCGUUCGGGAUGUUUUGUGCUCCACUCGCGACAACGUGAACUUCAGCCAUGAGAUAUUCAGACAGGCUUUCUUGCUCAAUUUCAGCCAUGUGAUAGCCAUCAGGAAAAUCAUCUUGGUCUAUAAGGAUCUUAUCCAGAGCAAUUUGGCUGAAUUGCCCAUCUAUGCAUUGGAGCCUCCGGAUGAAAUGGCCAAGAACCAUCAUGAUCCGGAUGGUAGAAGUGGGCGGUUGAGGAACGAUUCCUAUUUGGGCGCCAUUCAACAGGAAAACCUGCUGGUCAGGGCUGGACUUCAGAAUCUCUAUCAACUGUUCAUGACCCAUGCGGCCAAUGUUUUCCUGUUGGAAGUGAAUCCGAAUAUCCCCCGGCUGCUCGAAGAGCAGACGGACGCUUGUAAACGAAUCCUGAAUAUCUACAGAUACAUGGUUAUGAACGUGAGGAUGGACAGCAACACAUGGGAGCAGCUGCUGUUGGUGCUGCUCCAAAUCACGUCUUUGGUGCUGGGCGAAACGCCGCCAAAGAAGAAAAUCCUUACCCUAGGAGGAAAGUUGGCUCCUGCCAUAUUCCAAACGCUCAUUGUAACGUGGAUUAAGGCCAAUUUGAACGUGGCUAUAUCCAGGGAGCUUUGGGACAGAUUCUUGCACGUACUCACCUCUCUGACGAAUUGGGAGGAACUCAUCAAGGAAUGGGCGAAAACUAUGGAGACCUUAACCAGAGUCCUGGCCAGGCAUGUGUACAAUCUGGACCUGAAUAAUUUGCCCCUGGAUAGACUGAAUGAGCAGAAAUCGAAGCGGACCAGGAGAAUUGUGGCGCGACCGGAAAAUAUCACUUCAUCAGCUUCGGGAAGUUCGCAAUUGCACCAACCAGUCUUGCGUCAAGACUCUUCAAUGCCCGAUGGGAAUAUUUUUUCAUCCAAGCGACUGAAAUCCGGAUUGGCUAGAAGUUACAGCGAAACAAGCAUCAAUAUGAAACCCCGAACCGUUGUGAAACGACCUUAUACCAAACAUAGGCGAUCGAAGUCCUUGGAAUUGCUGCCUCCGCCCGAUACCGAAUCCACUGAUCGAACCCGAUCUCCUUCACCAGCUCCGUCCAGCGGUAUCGAAAGCAGCUCUAUUAAGGAUUCUCCUAUUCAGUUGGAUGUUUUAGCUGAAAAUCAUACGGGGGAACCAUUGGGAGAACAUCGGGGUGUGGUGUGCGGAGGUUCCAUACGAGGCUGGCUACCCGAUGUGGCAGUGAUUUUGUGGAAACGAAUGUUAGGGGCCCUAGGAGACGUGAACCAGAUCUCCAAUCCCAAGUUGCACGCUCAAGUAUUCGAAUAUCUGAUCAAACUGACUGACACGUUGAUUAAAAUCAAGCAUAAUCAAGGAGUGUCUCUGGAUAACUUAAGCACGCCGCAUGCUCCAGAGCUGGUUCCUCCAUUGACCCUAAUUUUGCCCUGGUGUUUUGGGGCUCUGUGCCUGCCCGAGACGUACGAAACGGGGAAACUGAACGCGCUGCGGCUGUUGAUUUCCGUGAUGUUGAACUGCAACUCCAAGUAUCGCACUUGUCUUUCGCAGUUUUAUUGCUUUAUUCAUUCUGCGUUAACUGGCUCGAGUAAAUCGACGAAAAACACCUCGAUAAAGUACUUGGGGCCACGUUUUUUGUCACUGCAGUUGCCCGGAUCCACUUUACUGUUGCUGGAUAUUGUGCACGCUUGCGACGACAUUCUGAACACGUCUGAAAAGGCCGAAUUGAUACCCAGAACUGAAGCGAUUUCUGUGCUUACUAAUCUACUGAGCUUACCGGACGAUCUGAGUUCGGUAUCAGUGCUACAGCCGGAAUCUAAUGUUUCUGUCUUGAACAGUUGCCCGGAUAUUAAGGAACAUGUUGUGCGUAUCUUGCUGCGAGCUGGAAAGAGAGAACCUUCAGGAAAAGCCCGAUGCAUCGCUCUAUCUGGUUUAGGAAUAUUCGUGUAUAAGGAACUGACCAACCAUACAUUCCAUCCGAAUAUUGUCGAGGCACUUAACGUUCUUCUAUCAGCGCUCAAGUUUAGCAAUAAAAUGAUCGCGCAAUUGACCAGCGACAUUCUGUUUCUACUUUGCGACCAUGCAGGGCUUCUGUGGACUCGAUAUCCACGCUUAGGAAAUGGCGUUAUUAGCGAAUUGUGUAAUGCCCUGAAUAGACAUGCUCCAUUGGGGCCGUCAGCUUCAGAAACUGAUAGAGCUUUGAGUAGAGCGCUACUUCUUUGUCUGGGUGAAUGGUGCAUGAGACUGGGACCUGCCAAGUUACUAGAACCGAACGAGUAUGGCGAAAAUCGCGGCAGUUGCCUUUUGUUGGAAGUUUUCAAGGUAUUGCACAAGAUAAUAACAGGCACAGCUUGCGAAGCCCCGCACAGCAGACUUGCCAGACUUGGAGCGUCUGACGACUUUGAUCCGAACAUUUCUUCGGAGGAUUUACCUGAGUCUUUGCCGGUCAAAAGUCCAGGCAAAAACGUCCAAUUCCAAAAAGCCGUCACGUUGUGCGCUGAAACCGUGCUGGCGCACUUGGUGAACCAUCUGGGACAUUUCCCCAUGGCGAUUGGAGCGGCGCGCUUAAGCUCCCUGGUAGCCGAACAUGACGACGUUCCGAACUUGUCUUCGGAUGAUCUGUCCAAUGUGAUUUUUUCCGUUCCUAAUAUUCAGCUGUUUAUUCUUACCAAAAAUAUCAUCGCCAGCCUGAUAGAGCUGCCGACGUUAGAUUCGCCCGGAGGUGGAGCCACGGCCGGUCUAGUCACUGCAGAAGAGCAAGUCCGAGUCCUGCUCAGAGACAUGUCUGGAAAAUCCAGCUGGGACGCUUCGAUCUUGUAUAGAACGCCCGAAAGUGUGCAGGAAGAGGACUCCGGUCUGCCAGAAUCGUUCGGAUUGAGCAGCCCAGCGGCCAAUCCGGAACCGGAAAGUCUUAUGUCCACAGUGUGGGUGACUCAGAAUCUACCGCAAAGAGCCAUCAGACAUCGGCCUCCCAACGUCUUACCGGAAGUGUCGAAUGCUGCUCCCGAUCUGGACCAGUUGGAUGAUCUGCUUCAAUAUCUGGGUCACACCAGUCCGGAGUGUUUGGAGUCGCCCAAUAUCAAGCUGAAUGAGCCGGCCGCUCCGCCUCUUUUUCUAGAGCUAGAGCAGGAAGUGAUUGCUUCCGUGAUCAGUCAGCGAAAUGUUGAAAUCGAAGAGGCGCGCUUGGUUCAGCAUUCUUCCUACAUGCUGGGAACCCCCGCAAGAAAGCCGAGAAGACGGGCAGCGAGAAGAAGCUGCUCUAGUUUGGAGUCGACUCCUCAUCAACCAGGGCCGUUUGGAAGCAUAGAAGAAAACGCUUUCCAGCAAUGUCGGCUGCUGUUUUCCCAACUGGGUUUAUCUGGAUGGGAUCGCCGGAAACAAAUCCACCUUCUAGACAAAAACGAUCGUCUCUUAAGGGAGCUGAGGAAUUUGGACAAUCAGAGUUGCAGGGAGACUCACAAGUUUGCCGUCAUUUACGUGGCUCCAGGGCAGGAAGACAAAAAUUCGAUUUUAUCCAAUCAGAGCGGCAGUGUGGCGUAUGAACAGUUUCUAGCCGGUUUGGCUUGGGAAAUCGAGCUGGAAUAUCACACGGGGUUUUUGGGCGGGUUGCAGAAACAGGGCUCCAAUGGCAUGACCGCUCCUUAUGUUGCUACCAGUUUUAUGGAGGCGAUCUUCCACGUAGCCACUAGAAUGCCGGGUGAUAGCCCGGAAGCUGUACUUAGCAAGACAAGGCAUUUGGGGAAUGAUGAGGUUCACAUUGUGUGGUCCGAGCACAAUCGGGACUACCGAAGGGACAUCAUUCCCACCGAGUUCUGUGAUAUUUUAAUAGUGAUCUAUCCAUUGGGAAACCACUUGAAUCGAGUUACUGUUAACUGCAAAGCUGAUGUCCCAUGUUUCGGUGUUUUAUAUAAUGAGUCGAUCAUUGAGGACCACGUGUUGGCGGGCCUGGUAAGGGCGACCGCUGUAUGUGCCAGCAGGGCAAAACGGAUGACUUACCAAUUUUAUCAACAGUAUUACGAAGAACGUGCUCGAUCGUUGGAGACAGUCGUAACGAAACAUAAAUACAGUGCCACAUUUGAGGAAUUCAUCUCCAAAGUGUACAGUCCCGUGCCUACAGCUAGUCCCUUUUAUCGUUCUGGGUCCUCAAGCGUUUCCUGUUCAGAUGGCGCCUCUUGCAGCAAUAAUUCGUCCACUCUUGCGGCUGCUUUGCUUGAUUCCUCUCACGGACAUUCGCAUAAAGGCGCCAGAAUCGACCAGAAGUUUCGAGUGUCUGCUAACGAACCGUCCAGAAACAGCACGCUGUUGAACCACACCGAUACCCAAACCGUUGUAGAGUCGAGCAUAUCGCCCAGGGCUCUUAAGAAAUUGGGCUCAAACUUGAAAAAUGCUAAAAAGUCCCAAAAACAGGAGCAUUUCGAGUCGCCCCCUGAAAGCCCCAUACAAAUGACUAAGAGAAAAUGAAGGUAGGCCUUAGUCAAGCAAUGAAUCUGGUCUGAUUAUUCGAAUAUUUCGAAUCUUUACUUUAUGUAAAAAGAUGUAAAAUAGUUUAAAAUGAGCAGUUAGUGUAUAGCAAGCAGUAUAUGAUUAUUCACUUCGUCACUAACAAGUACGAUCGAUCUUCGGCUCUGAGGUGUUAAACCACAAUUUAAUGGGUGAAAGUCGGGCCUGUUAUGUUCUGAGCACUAAGUCCACACUAAGAGAUUAACUAAUAGCAAGGUUCCUUUAGGAACCUUAACUUAAUGUACAAUAUAUUUUGUUACACACAUUUUUUUAUUUAUAUACGUUGUAAUGAUGUUGUAGUCCAUACGUGAUAAACUUUAAAACCUACUUAGUUUCCGAUUAAUGACUGUUUAUAAUAGAUUUUUUAUUUGUUUAAAAAUAUUCUCUAUAUUUUCUUAAUAUUGUCGUUAUUUAUUAACUAUUUAUUUGUUAGUUGCGUUAAUUCGUGCAUUUAUUAUACUAAGGUUGUGUUUAUGGGGUAAAUCUAAGUGUCAGUAUUAAGACUGCGUUUGGAUAGUGUGUGAUCGCUUAUCUCCAAUAUUUGUGUAAUUUUUUUUAAAUUUAAAUUUAAUUUUCACCGAAUUGUACACGUGUGUUUUUCCAAUUAUGGUUGCAGGAAUAUACGGGUGGUUUCUUUACUAUUUUAACCGAAGAAUUGGGGUUUUCUUGCAUCAAAUUGAGACACGUUUACCAGCUUGUGUCCAGAACUGUUUUCGUUCUUUUUUCCCUGCUGUGCAAGUGCAUUCUUGUGGAGUUUACACAUUGAUUGGAACUGAAAUGAACAGUUAAACACUUCGUGCUUUUGCCAUGCUACAAAUAUCGUCCAAACUUGACUGCGCUUUAAAACCGCUUUAGUUCGGACAGAAUUGUAAAUUCUCAAUAGUGUUUUUUAGUUUUUGCCAAACGAAGCAUGUCCAGCCACAAGCUGAUAGCAACCAAAUUUCGUAUUUUCACGCAGGAAGACUCUUCUUCAUACAUUAAAACCCUGUGUAAACCAUACUUGCUCUUGCUAGUAACAGUAUUAAUACCUAUUUUUAAUCAUAAGAAUGAACCGUACUUAUUUAACUCCAUUUAAUAAACUCUUUUCACGAAA
Dendroctonus ponderosae (mountain pine beetle) is the source of this 6863-nucleotide messenger RNA. RefSeq names its product probable Rho GTPase-activating protein CG5521. Bases 203 to 5731 code for a protein of 1842 amino acids. Lineage: Eukaryota; Metazoa; Arthropoda; Insecta; Coleoptera; Curculionidae. Gene Ontology annotation, biological process: positive regulation of GTPase activity; regulation of small GTPase mediated signal transduction. The transcript has 27 exons. Gene Ontology annotation, cellular component: cytoplasm; nucleus. Gene Ontology annotation, molecular function: GTPase activator activity. The record is from RefSeq and is a predicted model, not a curated record.